AUGAGUAGCUCAUCCAGCGAUUGCUCGAGCUCUGCAACAUCAGGUAUAUACUGUGAACGACCUCAAACAUCUCCGACUACAAAUCAACAGGAAAGUUUACAAGAAGAAGUAGCUAAUUCUUUAGACUACACCUUGGCUAGAGCGGAUCUACUAGACAAUAAGGAACAGUGUAAUAUUUUACGACGACGUAUUACAGAUUAUGAAAUUAGGAAUUUCAUAGAGGUGUGUAAGAGUCCUGAAUUCUUAGACUUCAGCGUCGAACACUUGCAGCGUAUUGCUGAACAUGAUGAUUUGAAUGUAAGCUCGGAGGCGGAUAUCUUUUGGGCCAUCCGGCGUUGGUAUAAAUAUGACGAGGAGGCACGAAGACCCCACUUACCCGAUUUGAUUGCUUGUUUGCGACUAACACAAUUCGAUGUCGAUUUCAUAUAUUCACAUAUAAAUACGCUGCCGGGCUGUGAGCUACUCGUGAACAAGGCUGUAGAAUGGUUGCUCCGACCUUGCGCACGUGAUACCAUAACACUGCGCUACACGAAGGCGCGCAAAGUGCUGCAAACCGAAGAUGAAACCUACUGGAUCAUUGUACAAACCCGAGGAGAUGUGAAGGGGUACGUGGACAAAUGCCUAAUCCGCUAUAGCAAAUCUCUUAAAAUAUGGCAGAAGUGGACCGACAUAAAACUGGAGCGCAGUAACUUUUGUGUAGUACAAUUGGAACAUAUUAUCAUCUGUAUUGGCGGCUUAGAACGUAAUACCAAGCCGAGCAAUCACGUCAAUCGCUAUAAUUUGAGUACAAAAACUUGGGAACCAAUGCCAUCGAUGGAACAGCGUCGCGUUUACAUGAGUGUCGCGCUCUUGGAUGGCAAAAUAUAUGCCUGCGGUGGACAGGAUGAAAAAUACCAAGCUCUGGACAUCGUAGAAGAGUUCGACACGAUUGCUGGACGUUGGCAGACUAUAGCUAGCAUGUCCAUACGUCGCGCCGGCGCUGGUGCUGCAGUCUUGGAUGGUAAACUUUAUGUGAUUGGUGGCUUUAAUCGUGCGCAUUUACGGUCUGUGGAACUUUAUGAUCCAAAGAAAAAUAGUUGGACACAAUGUGCGGAAAUGAAUGAAGCACGCGGUUGGCCUGGAGUGAGUGCUAAAUGUUGAAAAAGUCAAAAUUAUGUAACGAGUAUUUUUAGGUGGUGGUACAUAUGGGUCAUAUUUAUGCGAUCGGCGGUUGGUUCAAUGGCGCAAUGAGAACGGUCGAACGCUACAGUUUGUCAGCUAAUAAAUGG
Molecule: messenger RNA, 1268 nt
Organism: Zeugodacus cucurbitae (melon fly)
Lineage: Eukaryota; Metazoa; Arthropoda; Insecta; Diptera; Tephritidae
Product: kelch-like protein 17
Exons: 4
Coding region: 1-1140 (379 amino acids)
Molecular function (GO): protein binding
Source: RefSeq, a predicted model, not a curated record